This is a messenger RNA of Aaosphaeria arxii CBS 175.79, 1758 nucleotides long. Its product is annotated as FAD/NAD(P)-binding domain-containing protein. NCBI's taxonomy places the organism in Eukaryota, Fungi, Ascomycota, Dothideomycetes, Pleosporales. The transcript has 3 exons. The record is from RefSeq and is a predicted model, not a curated record. Bases 1 to 1758 code for a protein of 585 amino acids.
AUGUCUGCCGUGCCUAACCUCCCCGAAGAUCUGCGACAUGACCGCGUGAAUGCCACGACGAAUGGAUUUGUCGGUUCUUCUCCCUUUGCGCUGCGCGAUGCGCCGAUAGAAAAUACUCGCCCAUUGAAGGUCAUCGUGAUUGGCGCAGGAUACUCUGGUAUAUACUGCGGGAUUAGGAUACCCGAGAAGCUCAGAAACGUCGAGCUGGUGAUAUACGAGAAGAAUGCUGGAUAUUCGUUCGAACCAAACUACAACUGGUCAUCGCUGUAUGCACCUGCGAGAGAGAUCCAAGCAUAUCUCGAGGGCGUCUCCAAGAAGUACUCCGCAGAUCGAUUCAUCAAGUUGAGCCACGAAAUCACCGACUGUCGAUGGGACGAGGCGAGCGCAAAGUGGCACGUCAAGGUCAAGAACCUCCAAACCGGAGAGACCAUGGAUGAUACGGCUCAUGUAUUAAUCUGCGCCAGAGGGAACCUGAACAAUCCUGCCUGGCCCGAGAUCGAAGGGUUGGAGACGUUCAAGGGGGAGUUGAUGCAUUCGGCGAGGUGGAACGAGAAAUACGAUUUCAGCAACAAACGCAUCGGUGUCAUAGGCUCCGGCUCAUCUGCCAUACAGAUUGUUCCAUCGCUGCAACGGCUCCCCGGCACUCACAUCACGACAUUCGCACGAAGCAAGACAUGGAUAUCGCCGCCUUUUGGUUCGCAUCUCUGGGAGAAGCACGGGUUCGAAGGAUUCGACAUACCACAGGCCAUGCGGGAGAAGUUCGCGUCCGACCCAGAGUACUACCACAAAUUCCGCCUGGCGGUCGAGGAAGACGGGAACGGCAUCCACGGCGUGACGAUCCGAGGCACGCCCUUGAAUCUCGGCGGGAAGCAGAUGUUCAGGGAGCACAUGAAGAAGCACCUCGCGACGAAACCUCACAUCUUCGAAGCGCUCGUCCCGUCGUUCUCCCCCGGCUGCAGGAGAUUGACGCCAGGACCCGGAUAUCUGGAGGCGCUUACGCAGCCCAACGUCGCGUUCGUCACUUCGAAAAUAACGAGCAUCUCGGAAUCGGCCCUCCACACCGAUGACGGCGAGACCCACGAAGUCGAUGCCCUCGUGUGCGCGACGGGCUUCCAUUCCUCCGCGCCCCCGCCGUUCGAAGUCACGGGCAUCGACGGCCUUUCCAUGCGCAGGAAAUGGGACGACCGCGCGACGACGUAUCUCUCGCACAGCUUAGCCGGGUUCCCCAACAUGUUCACGAUGCUGGGCCCCAACGCAGCGAUCGGGUCCGGCUCGCUGACGAUGAUGAUCGAAUGCGUCGGCGACUACAUCGUCAAGGCCGUUCGGAAGAUCCAGAAAGAGAAUAUCGCGUCCAUGGUCGUGAAGCAGGACCGUGAGGACGACUUCACAGAGUACGUCGAUGCGUAUUUUGCCAAGACGGUCUUCGCGGAGGAGUGCAACAGUUGGUACAAGAGCAAGAAGACCGGAGCCGUGGUGGGGCUCUGGCCGGGGAGCACGCAGCACCAGAUCGAGUGUAUGAGGAGUCCGAGGUGGGAGGACUUCGAUUAUGUCUAUAGAGAUGCUGAUGGGACUGUUGCGGGCGGGGGAAAGGGACGCGUCAACCAAUUGUCGUUUUUGGGCAACGGGUGGAGCGUCAACCAGCUCGAAGAGAGAGACCUGGCGUGGUAUCUGUAUCCGGAAUUCUUGGACGGACUGAAGCCAAGUGCGCCGCUCCCCGAGAAGAAGAGGGUGUAUAAUGUUCGUUGUUUUUCUCACUAG